GCGCAAAGAUGGGUGCUACUCGUACGGCCCUUUUGUCUACAGCCUUGUGUUUUACCUUGGUUUUGUCGGCUUGCCCUGAUCAAGACUCGAAUCUGAAACCAUGGUCAGAAGCAAGUUCCUGGCCAAGCCAACAAGUGCCCGCCGAGAACGCAGAAGUUGUGAUAAACUUCCCUGUCCUGUUUGACACUACUCCCCCGGAGCUGUUCUCUAUUGAGAUACAGGACGGAGGAAAGCUUGUGUGGAGUAGCGGAGGAGACUACAGUCUGAGACUAAAGCACAUACUGAUCCAGAGCGGAGGGGAGAUGCACAUAGGCAGUGAAGACUGUCAGUUCUCAAGGAAAGCCAAGAUCACGCUUCUGGGCGAACCCGGAGAAAGGAAUAUCCAUCACCUGGGUGAGAAAUUUAUCGGCGUGAAAGCAGGAGGGACCUUGGAGCUUCAUGGCAAGGACAAGAGAUCGUGGACCAAACUAACCAAGACGGCGCCAAAAUACGACCCCACCCUCGCCGAGAUCUACAAACACAAAGACAACUCCCCCACCAAAACGGCCGGCGUUUAUUUGUAUCACUUCAAAGUGACGGUGCCGGAAAACUUCGACUUUGUUAAUGACCAGGGAGUGUUCGUGGGUGGAAAUAUCCACAGAAAGAUCAGCUACUUCGCCCAAGACAAAGUAGACACCUCAAUAACGGAUCUCACGGACUUCAUAAACGGUAUCCCUGACGGAGAAAUUUUCGCUAUUGCCACGCAGAAAAACUUUCUGAACACAGCAGAUGUUAGUGCUCUUUACACCGCCAUUGAUGCUCUCGGUGCCACUUCAUUUAAAACAGCGACCGCUGAUGAUGCUUACGUCGCCAUUGGCCUGAAGGGUAAUACCGAGUCAGUUCAAGAAAAGCUCGGGGGCGAUUCGUCCGGCGGUUCUGAUUAUAACGAGGCUAGUGUUGUUUAUGUUGUGCCUAACAUUGAAAGAGAAAUCAAGGUGACGUCAUCAAACCAUCAAGUGGAGGAAUUCCUUAGUUUCACGGAAUUUGACGUCAUCAACACGUAUCUUACACGACCAAUAAUCCAAGUGUAUGAUGACAUCACUAAUGACUGGAACGUAGGUGAUGAAAUCUUUAUAACAUCAACUGACUACCGCUGGGAUCAGGUGGAGGACUUCACUAUAAUCGAAUGUUCAGAUUGUCCGCCCAAGUUUAUCAGACUGGACCACUCCCUUAAGUAUACCCACUACGGCGAGGUGUACAAGAGAGUGGACAUGAGGGCGGAAGUGGGACUUAAAACUCGGUACAUUCAUAUAACGUCAGAGGUCUCCGAAGGAAACAGCAAUGGAGGACACGUUAAAUUUUUAAAAGGGUUCAAACGUGUAGCUGUCGAGGGGACAGAGUUGACAAACCUUGGUGACCCCCUGAACUUAGGCCGCUACCCUCUCCAUUACCACAUGUGUUUCGAUCUGGCCAACACCACGCUGUAUCCAAACCCGUCCUACCUCAGGAAGAACUCGAUCCACCACACCCAGUUCCGGUGUAUCACCAUUCACGGCACCCAGUCCGCUGUUCUAACAGACAACGUAUGUUACAACAGUGUUGGACAUGGAUUUUUCUUGGAGGAUGGAGGUGAAAAAAAUGUGACCUUUCACGGGAAUCUUGGUUUGGGUCAAAGACGCUUUGUGGGGACUACCGUUCUGGGUACCACCGGAGCUAUCCCAGCAGAUAAAGACGAGGGACCGGCCACGUACUGGAUCACAAAUCCCCUGACCACAAUGGUCAACAAUGUGGCAGCCGGUGGCGAGGGAAUGGGCUUUUGGUACAUCUAUCCAGAAAAACCAACCGGACCAUCAGCAGAUAAAAACUUCAUGCAACCUGGUGAAGCGCAGCACACCCCAAUCACUAAGUUCAAGAACAACUCAUGCCAUUCCUAUGAGAUUUGCAUUUUCGUUGAUAACGUUCUGGAAGAGAACUUGGAGUUCGGAGGAUACAACCACUACAACCCUAAAGUUAACCCCUUGGACCCGAACUCUGCCCCCUCCCCUGCGGUCUUUGAGGAUCUGACGGCCUACAAAUGUACCGAACAAAAUCUGUGGAUCCGUGCCUCACCUGCUAUAGUUAGAAGAGCGUCUCUCUCAGACAGCAGAUUCGGGGCAUUCCUAGUCAGGGAAGAAGCGCAUUGGCAACAAUUUGAGGACAGUGUCAUUAUUGGUCUUUCCGACAACGUGGGGGAAAACCUUGCUUUCAGGAACAGUGAUAUAACUGGGUACCGCUUUGCUAAAGGGCCAAUCGAUUUAAGGAAUACAUGGUUUGGUGGUUUCAAUUCAACCUCGGAAAGAACAGCAACAGCUAUUGGCAAUGACGUGUGUAUGAAUCAUUGUCACCCACGCAACUCACUAUUUGACAUCAUGUUCAACUUUGAUGACGGCCCAGGCAAAAGAUUUUUCUUUUGGAACUGUACUACAAGAUCAGCUGAUAAAGACUCCAUAUUUGCAUUAAGAGACAUGAGGCAAGCUGUCUCCGCUGGUGACGUCACGAUCGUUACUAACAAACCGUUCUUGCUGACAGACAAGUGCAAAGUCAGGUCCUCAUGGAAUGCUGCAUACUGUCCCUAUACAUAUGGAGAAGUAUUUGUUUCUUACACCGACCGGCUGACCAUUGACAUGUCCGUGUACAGGACCGACGGGGUGUACCCCAACCUACCCUCCAUAAAGAUGGACGAGGAGAAGCACUUCCUGUCCAUUCUGGGCGGCUCUCACAGCUAUCUGGUCAGAAUUCACGGCUCCGUCCCCUCCGUUACAAACUUCGACGCUGAAGCUAUAUCCAAGAGCCAGUUCGUGUUGGUUGCUUUCUGUGUUCCAAGAAACGCCGAGAUAAUCUUUGAGUACCGGAUGGAAAAUCUACUGAAACGUGAGGUGCGGGCAGUCACAUCUCGACAGGCAGUGGUUGAUGAUCAGAAACUCGGCACUUACUUCUAUGACAGUACCAACGGCGUUGUAUUUUUCAAGCUGACACACGACGUAGACUACAAAUCUGGAGAGCAAAAUCAUUGUCCCAACAACGUUUGUCCACGAGCUAGGGUCAGAGUGAUGUCAGGGGAUCUGACGGACUCGAACUGUGUUAACCGGUUUACCGCCGUGGAGGAAUACAUGCAAACCUCCUCCGGAACCUCGGGCAGUGAUAUUUCGGUUUUACCGGCCACUUACACAAACCCGCCGGAGAAUGUAGGACAUGGUCCAAAUUAUCCGUUUUAAUGCUCGCAGAACAAGGAACGAAGUGCCGAGCUAUGAAGUGUAAACUAUUAUAACUAUAUUUUCUUCUUACACUAGUAAACGAAUAUCCAAUGUAUAUAUAUACACAGCCGUUUAUGCAUCUCAUAUUAUGUUGCUUUACUGUUAUUUAGACAAUGUUACCAUAACUAUAACAUGUAAAUGUAUCUACAUUUAUUUUGUGACUUAAUAAAUUUGUUUAUCAUCAAA
Molecule: messenger RNA, 3458 nt
Organism: Magallana angulata
Lineage: Eukaryota; Metazoa; Mollusca; Bivalvia; Ostreida; Ostreidae
Product: cell migration-inducing and hyaluronan-binding protein-like
Exons: 24
Coding region: 9-3233 (1074 amino acids)
Source: RefSeq, a predicted model, not a curated record